AUGAACCUUAACUUUAGGCUUGCGAAAGAACACCAGGCCAUUCCCGCUUCCACAGAUGACAAUGGUGGACCCCUCUCCUGUCAACGCACCUGGGAUGGACUCUCCUGCUGGCCGGUAACUAACGCUGGCGCUGUGGCCGUGUUGCCCUGCUUCUCUUUCCUGAACGACCUUUUCUACGACACGUCGAACAACGCCACGAGAACGUGCCUCGAAAACGGAACGUGGGCUGACAGGUCAGACUACUCAAGCUGUAAGCCACUCGUCGAUGUUGAAAGGGAGGUGGACGAAACAACAUUGUACUAUGUCGGUUAUGGGGUGUCUCUGAUCGCUUUGACGAUUGCUCUCUGGAUAUUCCUGCAUUAUAAGGAUCUUCGGUGCUUAAGAAAUACCAUUCACGUCAACCUCAUGGUUACGUACUUUCUCGUCUCCAUUGUGUGGAUGACAACCGCGACGCUGCAAUCCAUACAGUCUCCUGCCUACAGAACGGGUGCGUGCUUUCUCUACAUUGUGCUCACAUACCUCAUGGGCACAAACUUCUUCUGGAUGUUCGUCGAGGGUCUCUACCUGUACAUUCUGGUCGUGAAGACAUUUUCAGUGGAACUAGUGAGGAUUCACGUCUACGCCUUCAUCGGAUGGGGGUUGCCAGCCAUAGUGGUGACAGUUUGGUCAAUUACAAAGGCCUACUUCAGUGCCAAUCGCAGUGAUCCUGUUCUCUUCGACGGCUUGUGCGUCUGGCAGCUGAAAGACAUUUACGACUGCGUCUUUAUCUGUCCUGUAGCCAUCGUUCUUCUGGUUAAUGUGUUCUUCAUGGGAGAAAUAAUGUGGGUGCUAAUUACGAAACUACGGGCCACAACAACAGUGGAAACGCAACAAUACAGAAAGGCAGCGAAAGCUCUGCUGGUAUUGACUCCACUACUUGGAGUCACGUAUGUCUUGGUGAUCUGGACUCCGUCUCACAAGACUGCCAAAACUAUCUUCACUUACCUGCAGAUAACACUGCUAUCUACUCAGGGCUUCACCGUGGCAGUCCUGUAUUGCUUUUUUAAUAGCGAGGUACGCAGCACCAUCCGGCAUCACUUCCAGCGUUGGAGGACGUCUCGUGCUCUUUGCGCUGAACAGAAAAAACAGGGUCUCAACUACCGCGUCGGUAGCCGUCGGCCGUCAUCUGCAGCGGUGUCCAGUAUCGGAGUUGUAACGCCAGUGCAUGGGGACACGGGGCGGCUUUACAAAGGACGGGCGCCACGAUCGAGCUGCAUCAGCUUCGCUUCGACAACGUCCACGGUUGCUCCUAACGCCGGCUAUCUGGGUCCCGCGCACCGUUUCAGCAACGGUGCCUUCGGGCCUACCGGGAAGGACGAUGCUGUCUAG
Rhipicephalus microplus (southern cattle tick) is the source of this 1368-nucleotide messenger RNA. RefSeq names its product diuretic hormone receptor-like. The record is from RefSeq and is a predicted model, not a curated record. Gene Ontology annotation, cellular component: plasma membrane. Lineage: Eukaryota; Metazoa; Arthropoda; Arachnida; Ixodida; Ixodidae. Gene Ontology annotation, molecular function: diuretic hormone receptor activity; G protein-coupled peptide receptor activity; peptide hormone binding. Gene Ontology annotation, biological process: cell surface receptor signaling pathway; adenylate cyclase-modulating G protein-coupled receptor signaling pathway.